This is a messenger RNA of Astrephomene gubernaculifera, 326 nucleotides long. NCBI's taxonomy places the organism in Eukaryota, Viridiplantae, Chlorophyta, Chlorophyceae, Chlamydomonadales, Astrephomenaceae. The record is from the annotation of a GenBank genome assembly.
AGGUCCGGAGGGAGCUGAGGCGGCGAGCGGCGGCGGCGGGUCUGGAGGGCCCCGGAGGUUCCGAUGACCCCGAGUGGGCCCUGGAGGAGGAGGUGCAGGAGGUGGGCGAGCGGCUGGACUGGUGGGACCUGGCGGUGAGUCUGGGUGCCGUACGGCGGCUGGGCGCCACCUGCCAGGCGGUGCUGGGGCCCCGCCACUGGGCCACCAACCGCUGCCGCUACACGGUACUGGAGCUGUGUACGGCAGCACUCAACCGUACGACAGGCGCGGGGGGCAGCAGCAGAGGUGGAGGGGCGGGAAGUGUGUUUGGAGGAAGUAUAGUUGAC